Strongylus vulgaris is the source of this 608-nucleotide messenger RNA. NCBI's taxonomy places the organism in Eukaryota, Metazoa, Nematoda, Chromadorea, Rhabditida, Strongylidae. The record is from the annotation of a GenBank genome assembly.
UUGAUCUCGGAUAUCUUUCCAGGAAUUCCCGAAAAAGUAGAUGCUGCUGUGGAAAUUCAUGGACAAAUAUGGAUUUUUGCUGUCGGACAAUUCGAUGAAAAUGAGACGCUUUCAGGGAAGCAUUAUUGGGUCUUCUCUGAGCGGCGUCUCCUCCACGGACCCAGACCGCUAAGCCAUUUGGGAAUCCCAGGAAACGUGCCAAGGAUACGAUUAGCCUAUCGUUGGCACUACUUUGAUCCACCAGCCACUUAUUUAUGGGCUGAGGAUGAAUACUGGAAGCUGGACAUAAGAACCAAGAAAGUAGAAGACUCAUACGCCAGACGCAUAAGUCUGAACUGGAAGAAUGUUCCUGAUGGGGCAACAGCCGCCUUUAGUCAAUUGUACUUCAUCCGCGAUGAUCUCGUUUAUCGGAUGAAUACUACCGAUUACCGAUUGCCAAUUUCUAGAGGAUAUCCUAUAACGAUCUCGGAAUUUUGGGAUUUUUGCAAAAAGGAAAAUCGUUCGCGAGAGCAAGCUUCGCUGCAAACAAGUUCAGCAGAAUUUGCUUCGCAGUUAUCUAUAUCUGCCUUAAUUUUUGUUACUCUCUUUCAUAGUUGUUUUUUCUGAUU